UGCAACUGCCAUUUCAAUCAUUGUCCUCAUAACACAUCCUUCACUCCCACCCAUACUACGACAAUGAAGCAAUCUCCCUCGUUUUUCUCCCUGGCUCUUCUAAUUUCCUUCCUGUGUUCCACCACCACCACCACCACCACUCUUGCACAAUCACCAGCAGCGGCCCCGGCAAAGGCCGCAACCUCCCCUGCAGCGGCAGCUCCGGCAGUACCCCAGUCACCUUCCGUCGAUAUCGUUGGAAUCCUGACUCAGGCCAACGGGUACACUGUCUUUAUCCGUUUGCUGAAAUCCACCCAAUUGGUAAACCAAAUCAGUUCACAGCUGGCCACUGCAAAAUCAGGCGGCAUCACCAUUCUCGCACCGGACGACGGUGCAUUUUCAGAACUCAAACCAGGAUUCCUGAACACUCUGUCCGACAGGCAAAAGCUCGAGCUCUUGCAGUUCCACGUUCUCCCUGACUAUAUCUCCACCUCAAACUUCGACACCCUCACCAACCCGGUUCGUACACUGGCCAGUGCUAACCCGAGUAAAGCACAGCUAAAUGUGACCAGUUUUGGGGGGAACGUUAACAUUUCUACCGGGGUUGUUAAUACCACAUUGAAUGGGGUCAUAUAUACGGAUAAUCAUCUAAAUAUUUACAGGGUUGGGAAGGUGCUUCUUCCUCAGGACUUCUUCGCUGCUGCUAAGGCGCCGGCUCCGGCGCCUGCAAAAGCAAAAGCAAAGCCAAAAGCCCAGGCACCCCCGAAAGACAUUGAUGAAGUUAGUCCGGUCGCCAAGGCCCCUAAGCCAGAGAAGGAGAAGCCGUCCACAGAUUCCACGCAAUCGUCGCAGGUUGUUCCCACUCAAGUGAACUCUGGCGCCAUCAGAAUCCGCUUGUGUGGAACUGCAGUGUCCACCCUUGGAGUCGCUUUCGCGGCGCUGUUGAGCAUAUAAGCCUUGAUAAGAUAAAAGAAUGAGUAACUUAAUGUUUCCCACAAGUGUGAUGGAGUUUAUAAAGCAAGUGCCAAAGGAGGGGAUGCUGGUGUGUUUAUUAGAGUGGAUUAGGAUUUAAUGUUUUGUAUGAGAUCUACAUGUUUGUCUCCACUGUCGCUUGUCUAUUGAAAAGUUGUAUGCUGUUUUUGGCUCUAAUAAUGCUUUGCUGGCAAAUAUUUUCUUUAACCCAUUAA
This is a messenger RNA of Prosopis cineraria, 1166 nucleotides long. Its product is annotated as fasciclin-like arabinogalactan protein 12. The transcript has a single exon. Bases 64 to 933 code for a protein of 289 amino acids. The record is from RefSeq and is a predicted model, not a curated record. Lineage: Eukaryota; Viridiplantae; Streptophyta; Magnoliopsida; Fabales; Fabaceae.